This is a messenger RNA of Clupea harengus (Atlantic herring), 1736 nucleotides long. Its product is annotated as pepsin A-like. Gene Ontology annotation, molecular function: aspartic-type endopeptidase activity. Lineage: Eukaryota; Metazoa; Chordata; Actinopteri; Clupeiformes; Clupeidae. Gene Ontology annotation, biological process: proteolysis. The record is from RefSeq and is a predicted model, not a curated record.
AUCAUACCUCAUUAAAUAAAAAUAAAAAUGUCCAAGUACAGCAAUCUUAUUAAUCCUGUACUUACAUGCCCAUGGACAUGUAUUGUAUUAACUGUAUUAUUUCUAUGUAAAAAUAAUUAGAAUGUAUCUUACUUAUCAAGUAUACCUGUGAAUUUAAGCAAAAUUACUGACAUUGUCAAAAGGACAUACAGAUUAUCUGUUCCAUUUGCUAUCAGACAAAUGAUAAGAGUUCACGGUAGUUUAUCAAGGUGAAUCAAAAAGUAAACUGAAAUUAGGGGGAGGUUGUAUGUAUAAAAAGGCACAGGUUCAACUGAUGGCUCACUGAGCUCCAGGUGAAGGCAUUGAGCAGACUAACAAUCAUGAAGGCAGCCAUUAUCCUCUGUGCCAUUGUGGCACUCUCUGAGUGCCUCCUCAGGAUCCCUCUGAAUAAGGGGAAGACUGCUAGGGAGAGUCUGGAAGAGCAGGGCCUCUGGGAAGAGUACAGGCAGCAAUUCCCCUACAGACCAAUGGCCAAGUUCGAGUUUGCUGUGGGCACAGAGCAGAUGACUAACGACGCUGAUCUGGCUUACUUUGGGGUGAUCUCCAUCGGUACCCCCCCUCAGUCCUUCAGAGUGAUUUUCGACACUGGCUCUUCCAACCUCUGGGUGCCCUCUGUGUACUGCAGCAGUGCUGCCUGCAACAACCACCACAAAUUCAACCCCAGCCAAUCCUCAACCUUCAGGAAUAUUGGAAAAUCCCUGCAGAUCCAAUACGGAACUGGAAGUAUGACUGGAUUCCUGGGCACUGACGUUGUUGCCGUUGGAGGUAUCCAAGUGCCUCACCAGACGUUUGGACUGAGCCAGAGCGAGGCUCCCUUCAUGGCUCACAUGCAGGCUGACGGUAUUCUGGGUCUGGCCUUCCCCCGCCUGGCUGCCUCUGGGGCUCAGACGGUCUUCAACAACAUGGUGCAGCAGGGCCUGGUGCAGGAUUACUUCUCUGUGUACCUGAGCAGCAACUCUGCGACUGGCAGUGAGGUGACCUUCGGUGGGUAUGAUCCCAGCCACUACACCGGCAACCUCGUCUGGAUCCCCCUGUCUUCUGAGACCUACUGGCAGAUCACUGUUGAAAGUAUGACCGUCAACGGCAAUGUUGUUGCUUGCAAUGGUGGAUGCCAGGCAAUUGUGGACACUGGCACUUCUCUGAUCGUUGGACCAAACAGUGACAUUUCAAGCCUCAACAACGCAGUUGGUGGUGCCUCUGUGAACUGCCAAAACAUUGCAAACAUGCCUGAAGUCACUAUUAACAUCAAUGGACAUGCUUUCACCCUGCCUGCAUCUGCCUACGUCCGUCAGUCCAACUACUAUGGCUGCAGCACUGGAUUUGGCAAUGGUGGGUCUAGCCUCUGGAUCUUGGGUGAUGUCUUCAUUAGGCAGUACUACACCAUCUUCAACAUGUCCAACAACUAUGUUGGUCUUGCCAAGGCUGUGUAAAACCAGCAGGUUCUGGUUGUGAUAGAAACAAUGAAAUCACUUGUAGCUGGAUUGAUUUUGGACCGACUGAAAGUAAUGUUAGUGCCUCAUGCUGAAAGAACACCCAGGCUAUUUAUAUCCAUGUCUAGUCUACAUCAGCACCUGUAAACUGUGAGAAGACUGAAUUGAUUAAAAGUAAUUGCAUCAUAACUGUUUGGUUUCACUUUAUGAAACACAUAUCACACACCUUUGCAAUCAAGUGGGCAACGGACACCUGUUGUUUCUUUG